This is a messenger RNA of Periophthalmus magnuspinnatus, 2287 nucleotides long. Its product is annotated as disks large homolog 4-like. Bases 48 to 2129 code for a protein of 693 amino acids. NCBI's taxonomy places the organism in Eukaryota, Metazoa, Chordata, Actinopteri, Gobiiformes, Gobiidae. Gene Ontology annotation, biological process: chemical synaptic transmission; AMPA glutamate receptor clustering; postsynaptic neurotransmitter receptor diffusion trapping. The transcript has 18 exons. The record is from RefSeq and is a predicted model, not a curated record. Gene Ontology annotation, molecular function: kinase binding. Gene Ontology annotation, cellular component: neuromuscular junction; neuron projection; postsynaptic density membrane.
GCGAGGAAGGAGGGAACGAGGAGGAUGUGAGGGCGCGUGAUGGGGACAUGGACUGUCUCUGCAUCGUCACCACCAAGAAGUACCGUUACCAUGACGAUGAGACACCGCCCCUUGACCCCAGCCCCGGUCACAUGACGCACGGACGCAGCUCAGACCACACCCCCCACACACGACUCGACGGAUACGCACACCCGCCCCUCACUAUGAACGGGUCUGACGGAGAACUGGAGUACGAGGAGAUCACACUGGAACGGGGGAACUCGGGCUUGGGCUUCUCCAUCGCAGGAGGGACAGAUAAUCCUCACAUCGGAGACGACCCCAGUAUCUUCAUCACCAAAAUCAUCCCAGGAGGAGCCGCCAGCCAGGACGGCAGACUGAGGGUGAACGACUCGAUCGUGUUCGUGAAUGACGUGGACGUGCGUGAGGUCACACACUCCGUUGCCGUGGAAGCGCUGAAAGAGGCGGGGCCAGUGGUGCGACUGUACGUGCUGCGCCGGCGCCCCCCUCAGGAGCGCGCCACACAGAUCAAGCUCUUCAAAGGACCCAAAGGGCUGGGCUUCAGUAUUGCUGGGGGAGUGGGGAAUCAGCAUGUUCCUGGAGACAACAGCAUCUACGUGACCAAGAUCAUCGAGGGCGGAGCCGCGCACCGCGAUGGACGACUCUGCAUCGGGGACAAGAUCCUGGCCGUAAACCACAUGUGUCUAGAGGACGUCCUUCACGAAGACGCCGUGGCGGCUCUGAAAAACACUGGAGACGUGGUCUACCUGAAGGUGGCGCCGUCACACUUCUCCCAGCCCCAAGAGAGAUACAGCCCCCCCGACAUCAGCUCAUACAUGGAGCCAGAGUACAUGUGUGAGUACCCGGCGGCCCUCCCUCCCCCCUCGCCCCCGCGCAGGUACUCACCCGUGUCCCGGUGCAUGAUGGGAGACGAGCCGCGGCGUGUGGUGGUGCAGCGCGGCUCGUCGGGACUCGGCUUCAACAUCGUGGGCGGAGAAGACGGGGAGGGCAUCUUUAUCUCGUUCAUCUUGUCGGGGGGACCAGCCGACCUCAGCGGAGAACUACGGAAGGGCGACCAGAUCCUGUCUGUGAACGGUGUGGACCUCAGAUAUGCCACUCAUGAACAGGCGGCUGCAGCUCUGAAGAACGCCGGGCAGACGGUCACCAUCCUCGCCCAGUACAGACCCGAAGAGUACAGUCGUUUUGAGGCAAAGAUCCAUGACCUGAGGGAGCAGAUGAUGAACAGCUCUGGGAGUCUGAGGAGCCCACGCUCCUUCUACAUCAGGGCGCUCUUUGACUAUGAUAAACAGUGGGAUUGCGGCGUUCUGUCUCAGGCCUUGGACUUUAACUUUGGGGAGGUUCUUCAUGUGGUCGACUCCAGUGAUGACGAGUGGUGGCAGGCGCGACGACUCACCCAGCAGGGGGAGCUAGAGGAGCUGGGCUACGUGCCGUCCAAGCACAGAGUCGAGCGUAAAGAGUGGGCCCGUAUGAAGACCAAAGGUCGAGAAGGUUUUGUCCACAGCUACGAACUCGUCACCCAGAUCGAAGUGGAUUACGCUCGUCCUGUUAUAAUCCUUGGUCCCACCAAAGACCGGAUCAACGACGACCUUUUGUCCGAGUUCCCUGACAAGUUCGGCUCCUGCGUCCCCCACACGACGCGUCCGAGACGGGACUACGAGAUCGAUGGGCGGGACUACCACUUUGUGUCGUCACGGGAACAGAUGGAGCGUGACAUCCAAUCACAUCGCUUCAUAGAGGCGGGGCAAUACAACAGUCACCUGUACGGAACCAGCGUGCAGAGCGUGAGACAGGUCGCCGAGCAGGGGAAACACUGUAUCCUGGACGUUUCUGCCAACGCCGUCCGACGCCUGCAGGUGGCGCAGCUGCACCCCAUCGCCAUCUUCAUCCGACCGCGCUCCCUCGAGAACAUCCUAGAUCUGAACAAACGUUUGUCUGAGGAUCAGGCUCGAAAAGCUCUGGACCGAGCUCUGAAACUGGAGCAGGACUUUCUCCAGUGCUUCACCGCGGUCGUGGGCGGGGACAGUUUCGAGGAGGUGUAUCAUCACGUGAAGGUGGUGAUCGAGGAGCAGAGCGGACCCUACAUCUGGGUGCCUCAGCGAGAGCGCCUCUAACGUCACCCGACGAGUACCCCAAAAAACACCCAAUGAUUACCCCAGAAACACCCGACGAGUUCCCCAGAAACACCUGACGAGAACCCCAAAAACACCUGAUGAGUACCUGAGAAACACCCAACAAGAGCGCCUCUAACACUCCCCAACGAGUACCCCUA